ACUGGGCAGGCAGCUCCAGAAGUUGGAAGGUGGGGGCCCGGGAGGGGGCUGCACCCCAGGAGGCAGCCCCGGGACGGUGUCAGGUGGAAGCAGCAGUCAGGGCACCCUUCCUCUCAGGGUUGGCAGCCAGGGCGCCAGCCACCACUUCAGUGCCUUUGAACUCUCACCAGGUGGGCACGGCCCCCAGAGCCCCCAGCAGGCGCCAUGGACUGGAAGAUGUUCCAGGCCCUGCUGAGCGGCGUGAACAAGUACUCCACGGCGUUCGGGCGCAUCUGGCUGUCAGUGGUGUUCGUCUUCCGGGUGCUGGUGUACGUGGUGGCCGCAGAGCGCGUGUGGGGGGACGAGCAGAAGGACUUCGACUGCAACACCAGGCAGCCCGGCUGCACCAACGUCUGCUACGACGAGUUCUUCCCCAUCUCCAACAUCCGCCUCUGGGCCCUGCAGCUCAUCUUUGUCACCUGCCCCUCGCUGCUGGUCAUCCUGCACGUGGCCUACCGCGAGGAUCGGGAGCGGCGGCACCGCCUGAAGCACGGUGACCAGUGCACCAAGCUCUAUGACAAUGCAGGCAAGAAGCACGGUGGCCUGUGGUGGACCUACCUGUUCAGCCUCAUCUUCAAGCUCAUCAUCGAGCUCCUCUUCCUCUACGUGCUGCACACUCUCUGGUAUGGCUUCAGCAUGCCACGCCUGGUGCAGUGUGCCAACGUGGCACCCUGCCCCAACAUCGUGGACUGCUACAUUGCCCGGCCCACCGAGAAGAAGGUCUUCACCUACUUCAUGGUGGGCGCCUCAGCUGUCUGCAUCGUGCUCACCAUCUGCGAGAUCUGCUACCUCAUCUUCCACAGGGCCCUGCGAUGCCUGAACAAGGACAGGCCCCGAGGGAGCCACAGCCCCUCACUCUCCAAAAGCCGGGCCUCCACCUGCCGCUGCCACCACAAGCUGGUUGAGGCUGGGGAGCUGGGUCUGGACCCAGGUGAUGACAAGCUGCAGACUUCAGCACCCAAGCUGACCCCCACCUGACCCUGGGGCUGGGGGUGACACUGGGGCUGCCAGCGGGACAGGCAGGGAGGUGCUGCAGGG
This is a messenger RNA of Propithecus coquereli (Coquerel's sifaka), 1077 nucleotides long. RefSeq names its product gap junction protein, beta 3, 31kDa (gene GJB3). The transcript is spliced from 2 exons. NCBI's taxonomy places the organism in Eukaryota, Metazoa, Chordata, Mammalia, Primates, Indriidae. The record is from RefSeq and is a predicted model, not a curated record. The coding region runs from base 205 to 1017 and encodes 270 amino acids. Gene Ontology annotation, biological process: cell communication. Gene Ontology annotation, cellular component: connexin complex.